UCUCCGCCACCUUCUUCUUGCUCUCUCCUCCACUUCAAGACCUUGUGCUGCUCUCCUCCUCCUCCUCCUCCUCCUCCUCUUGUCUCCUGCUGUUGCGUCUACAAGCGCUGUCGUGACUGGAGCAGAGGAGAGGACAAACAAGAGAGGAUCUGAGUCAGAAUCCAAAAAAACACCAAAAGGAGAACAGAAACUCUGACUUGUCCUCUCUCUCUCUCUGUCAGUGUGUGCUGUGCUUGUUAGAUGUGUCUGAGAUCUCUUCUGAUUGUGCUUUGGGGGACCUGUCAUUGAAGGAAAGGAGGCGCCUUGACGGCGAGCGAGAGGCCCCUGGAGAGAGAGAGAGACAACCUGACGGACAAGUGCAAAAGGAGGAGUGAGGAAGAGGAAGGGAAGAUGAGAAAGUGACUGGUGGCUGGAUCGUUUUGAACAGCGUUUUGAACGGUGGCUGAAGAAACUACAGUGACUACACGUCCCAUCAUCCCACAGGCCCAAGAUCUGAUUGGAUGGUUUUGUCAGAAUGACAGCCGAAGAUCCUGCUUCCUCCUCGACCAUGAGCAAUAACGCUGCCCCCUCCAAACCCUCCAAACCCUCCUCUGGUGCCUCCCACCACUCUCUCCAUGGACAGAUCAACAUCCCUGAGGGUGUUGCGGGUGCUCCCAACGAGGCUGCACUGGUGGCCCUGAUGGAGCGCACUGGCUACAGUAUGGUCCAGGAAAACGGUCAGCGUAAAUAUGGUCCACCUCCUGGCUGGAACGGUCCAUCUCCUCCACGGGGAUGUGAAAUCUUUGUGGGCAAAAUCCCACGGGACGUUUAUGAGGAUGAGCUGGUCCCUGUGUUUGAGUCCGUAGGACGCAUCUAUGAGAUGCGGCUGAUGAUGGACUUUGACGGGAAGAACCGAGGGUACGCAUUUGUGAUGUACACAGAGAAACAUGAGGCCAAACGUGCCGUGCGGGAGCUCAACAACUAUGAGGUGCGGCCUGGGCGGCUACUGGGGGUCUGCUCCUCAGUGGACAACUGCCGUCUUUUCAUAGGCGGCAUUCCCAAGACCAAAAAGCGUGAGGAGAUUCUGGAGGAGGUGUCUAAGGUGACAGAAGGUGUACUAGACGUGAUAGUUUAUGCCAGCGCUGCAGAUAAGAUGAAGAACCGUGGCUUUGCCUUUGUAGAGUAUGAGUCACAUCGUGCGGCCGCCAUGGCUCGCAGGAAGCUGAUGCCUGGACGCAUUCAGCUGUGGGGUCACCAGAUCGCAGUGGACUGGGCCGAGCCAGAGAUUGAUGUGGACGAAGACGUGAUGGAGACAGUGAAGAUCCUCUACGUCAGGAAUCUGAUGAUGGAGACCAGCGAAGAGACGAUUAGACAGGUGUUCAGCCAGUGGAACCCUGGAUGUGUCGAACGAGUGAAGAAAAUCCGUGACUAUGCCUUUGUCCACUUUACCUCCCGGGAGGACGCUGUCCUGGCCAUGGACCACCUCAACGGCACAGAGGUGGAAGGGUCCUGCAUUGAGGUGACCCUCGCCAAGCCAGUCGAUAAGGAGCAGUACUCACGUCAGAAGGCCUCAAAGGGGGGAGUUUCCGCCACUCCAGAGGCAACUCAGCAGAACUACGUGUACCAGUGUGAUCCAUACACACUUGCUUACUACGGUUAUCCCUACAACACCCUCAUCGGACCCAACAGGGACUACUUCGUCAAAGGAUCCCCAAUGAUACAGAACAAUGGUACUGUGCGAGGUCGUGGUCGUGCUGCUACAGGUAACCGUACCCCUGGGCCGCGGGGGUCAUACCUGGGGGGUUACUCUGCCGGUCGUGGCAUCUACAGCCGCUACCAUGAGGGCAAGACCAAGCAGCCCGAAAAGCCCUAUGAGCUGAUGCCCAGUCUGGAGCUCGCUGCCUCCGUCAACCCAGUUGGCAUCAAACCUGGCACAAUAGCGUUGCCAACUCUGGGCGGGCAGUACCCAGUGUUCAGUGCGGCUCCCGCAGCCAAACUGAUGGAGGAGGGGAAGGUGCACACGGUGGAGCACCUUAUCAACCCUCUGGCCAUGCAACACCCUGAACACACCACCGCCACUGCUGCUGCUGCUGCCACCGUCCUACCUGCAGUCUCUACCCCUCCACCUUUCCAGGGUCGUCCAAUCACUCCCGUCUAUGCCAUGGCCCACAACGUCCAGCGUAUCCCAGCAGCAAGCGGCCUGUACGGAGCUGGAUACGUCCCCAUCACAAACUACGCCGCCAACACGGCAGCUCUGGCCGCUCUGCAGAAGAAUGCGGCGGUGGCGGCCGCGGCAUACGGAGGUUACACUGGCUACGCCGUGCCGCAGGCCUUCCCUGCCACAGCCUUCCAGCUGCCCAUCCACGAUGUCUACCAGACAUACUGAUCCUGAGGCAUCAGACCAGAUCCUGCCUGUCACUGAACGACCACUGUAACAUCUCAAAAUCAUGUAGAAGCAUCUCUUGAACUCUUGAACCUGCGAGAGCAGGAAAAGGAACGUCGUUUGAAGCAAUCGUUCAGGACACAGACUGUGACAAAAUGACAAUCUGACAUCUCGUAUCUGUCCCACCUGCUGGCCUCAGUAUGUCCUGGACCCUGGGCUUAAAUCAUGCAGCAUCAGCAGGUUUGUUUUCUACUGAAUAUUAUCACACACAUAGAAGACAAUGAGCAUAACACACAAAAACAACAACUCCCUUAAUCUCUGACCCUCACCACCUUGUUGCUAUAGAAACACUGAAGGUACAUUCAAGUAUUUAUGAAGAGAAGAUGCAUAUUUAAGAUUUUAUUCUCUGCAGGUCUCUCUUUUUAUUCUGGGGUAGUAUUUGUUUUCUGAAGCAGGAAUGAUAGACCUUUACACUAUGUCUAAAAAAAUUCAAAAGUGUACUUGUGGGCGGAAGGGGGAGGGAGAAAAGUCAAUUGACAGGAAGUAAAAGUACAACAGGAACUACUGACAAAUGAGGAUACCACUGCAGACAGCUGUUUUGGAUAUACUAAUGUUUUUUUUAGUUUUUUUUUUUUUUUCAUUAAUAUAUAGUAUUCUAGCCAAUUCUACUUGCUGUAGGUGAUGCUGUCCGUCCAUGCUGGUUGAACGUGUAUGCUUCAAACACACUUGUUGGUACUUUUUGGUAUAUUUAGUUUUAUUUGUGUUUUGGUUGCUUUAAAUGAAGGUUCUAAGUGUUGUUGUUGUUGUUUUUUGCCUAUAAUUAGUUUGCUUGUUUUCAUGUUUCUGCUGUAACCUUUGGAAAUGUACAUUAUACUUGGUUUUUUGUUUGAAGAAAAGUAGCCAGCUCACUAAUAUCAUUGUGGGAAUAAAUGAUAGAGACCUGGAAAACUUUUUCAGUGAUGGGCUACAUGGUUCAUCUACAAGCCUGUAUUGAAAGAGACAUCAUGUACAUGGAGCUGUUUCCCUUCCUCUGAAACUGCGCUGGCAGGGGACUAAGACUGAACAGAUAUUAGAUGUUUUUUUCUCAUUUAUGUAUGUUUUUAUUAUUGUUUUUUUUUUUAUUGUUUGACUCUUGAAAGGUGAACAAAUAUGGACAGAAAUGAGAGACAUUUUUCUAUAUGGACUGGAGCACUCUUGUCUCCAAAGUGUAACAUGCUCCUGCAUUUGCCAGUGCUAACCAAAAACUUAUGGCUACAUCUGCUCCAGUCACAUGACAUUAGAAAACUUCUCUGGGCCUUACAGCUGCAUGUACUCUACGCUUUUCCACUGUGCCUCUCAUCAUCAAGCUAAGCCCAUGUGUUUGGCACAAAGAGGAGAAGACUUCCAUCUGUGCAUAGCACCGGAGUCUCCUCCAUUCAGAUUUCUAAUUAACCAGAUUCAUGGUAUUACUGUAUUUUGGUGAGACAAGUAGUUUUCAGUCUCUGCAGUCAGAUGUGACAAGGCUACCUCUCUCCUGUAGUCUCCUCUCUGAGCAAUCCUGCAGUAACACUCCUUAUGUUUGUCUCCUCUUUAUUUCUUGUCCUCCAAAAACUGUGCUUGACCGAGGUGCACUUAAAACAUAUUUAUGAAAGGCAAGAAAUUGCCACUUUCAGAUGAAGAGAUAUUAAAUACUGAGCAUGAAUUCACAUGUGAAGUGAGCUAGUUGCCUUUUUUAUGUCUGAUAAAGCAUAAAACAUACAACAACCUUUAUGAAUGUUUAGUAGGCACUUUUAAAAACUCUGCAGUGUGUUGACAAGAAGUGUAAAAUUGAACUGGGAAUAACUGGAGCAAUACCUCAUGCUGAAACAUACAAGUAGCUAUGCAUGUAUUGUACAACACACAAACAUAAUGUAUGCAAGCUGCUGCAGAUCAUGAAGUCACACUCCACAACCGCCAUCUUUAUUUUAGAACAUGCAAAACAUAUGUAUGCCAGCUUGUAUUUGUAAACCAGACUGUGUUUGAGGGGAUUUUUUUUUUUAAAUUUUCUAUCAACUCCUCAGAUUUUUAUACACAAAGUAAUGUGAGUUUGACUGUUCUAAAACAGUUUGCUGGAUUUUUGAGGUUGUGUAAGAGAUUGUCAGUAAGUUAUUGAUCCAAGAAAAAAAAGUUAGAUUAUCCACAUAUUUGUUUCAUCUCCCGCUACAUUUUGCUCCAUCUCUCACCCUCUGAGACUGGUUUUCACCCAGAAAAGCAAACUGCUGUUAACUGCUUUUAUUAUUUUCUUGUAUGAUGACAAUAAGUCAGGAUAUAUUUAAUAUAUGCAUUACGAGUGUUGUGUAUGAAGUGAGAAGAAAAGGCAUAAUAUAUUCUAAAACAUAUUUCUUUUCUUUAUUUACACCUUGUUUAGGGAUAAAAAGUCAGAAUAACAACUGUGGUUUUUUUUCUUUGCCAAAGUGUCCAAUAGUUUUUAAACAUUCAAGGUAAAUGUUUUUUUGUGAUGAGUUAUAUUAUGUUUGUUAUUUUGACCCAGAUGGUGUUACGAGUGGGAACACAAAGGCCUUCUCUUUCUGCUUCAGAUUAUCAACCCAGACUAAAAACUGGCUGAUUGAAGCGUGAUGACCCACUGAUGCUUUGAGCUGCUGGUUUUGCAGCAGUUUUAAUACGAGCUAUUAAAGGCCUAAUUGUGAUUUAACAGCCCCUGUGCGGACAGUUGUGCCUCCCACUCAAAACACCUGCUUUACUUUCUUUUGCCUGCAUUUCACCCACACCACAGCAGCAGGAUGAACUCCUCCUGUUCCUUGUGUCAGUGGUGUGGAGCUACAUAUGCCUAGUUUAACAUAGGUGUUAUCAUUUAAACUCUUCCUAGUGUGUGCCUUAUUGCCAAGAUGUGCCCUUUGCCACUCCUUUGUAGACCUAUGCAGACUUUUUUCUAUCUGAAGGUUAAAAAAAAAGCUUGUUUGGCAUUGUUAUAUUUAUAGUGAUAAAGUAGAUAAAUAAAGCAUUUUCAAAAGGA
Lates calcarifer (barramundi perch) is the source of this 5354-nucleotide messenger RNA. RefSeq names its product RNA binding motif protein 47 (gene rbm47). Gene Ontology annotation, molecular function: mRNA binding. Gene Ontology annotation, cellular component: nucleus. Bases 515 to 2365 code for a protein of 616 amino acids. Lineage: Eukaryota; Metazoa; Chordata; Actinopteri; Centropomidae. The transcript is spliced from 7 exons. The record is from RefSeq and is a predicted model, not a curated record.